AAAUUCACCAGCGCAUGCAUAGACUGACUUACGGAACAUAUCAAUAAAUAUUAUUAGAAUUUAAAAGAAAUUCCAUUAGAAAUUAAAAAGAUAAAACAAUUUAUAUCGCUAAGUUUUGUGCUUAACAAUGGCAUACCUCUUUCUCAAUCUAGGCAAAAUGUGAAAUGGAUAAAACGUGUCAAGGUCAAGGUCAAUGCAUGACGGAUUGCAACGAGCCAGAUGUUGUCAAAUGUGAUUGCUAUGAAAACUAUUACGGCAAAAAUUGUGAGAAAUUUUAAGACUACGAUCUGAAUUUUCCCAACACCUCUGCAUACACACCGAUCGAUGUGGGAUACAUUGACAAAAGCCUAAAUGAGUUUACCAUAACAGUCUGGGUGCUAUUUAACGUUGGCUAUGAAAGUUAUCCCCUGAUUUCGUACAAGACAAAAAAUUCGUCACAAAACAUCGCGAUGCAUUUCGACCUGGAUGGAAAUGGUGCAUCAACAAUAGCAAACUUAACUGCUAAGGCAUUUAACAAAUCUGUGAGCAUGGUGACCAUACCCAUAAAUGACGACCAUUGGCAUCACGUUGGCUUUACAUGGUCAGGUGUAACCGGAAGUAUAAUGCUGCUUAUCGAUGGUGUGUUGUGGGCAACUCGAAAUGUCUCUAUGAGCAGUGAGAUACCAUCCGGGGGGAAGUUAACAAUAGGAGAAAACAAAGAUGAAGGUGGAAACCAAUAUCUGGUCGGUAAGAUCAGUCGUAUGAACAUGUGGAGUAGAGCUUUAGAUGGAAAGGAGAUUGAAAUGAUGGCAAAAAGUCCUGGGAUGAAUGACGGUGAUUUGAUCACGUGGUAUAAACUAAAGUACAUUGUGUCGACUGAAAGGAUCAUUCGUCCUUCAAAAGCAUCAUUCUCAGGUAAUGAGACAAAGUAUUAUAUAAGUGUGCCGUCUACAUUGGUCCGCUAUCCUGGACCACCACAGCCCAUGAAUUUUAUAUCUGCCUGUGUUUGGUAUUACGGAAGUGGGAGCGAGAACCAUGAAAUCUUUUCAUACAACUCAUCAAAGGAAUUUAGGUUUCAGUUAAAGUCAGGAACACAACUGUUCACAAAAAUCAAUGGUGUUUCGAGUCAGAAGUAA
Messenger RNA from Xenia sp. Carnegie-2017, 1115 nucleotides. RefSeq lists its product as uncharacterized. The transcript is spliced from 4 exons. The record is from RefSeq and is a predicted model, not a curated record. Lineage: Eukaryota; Metazoa; Cnidaria; Anthozoa; Malacalcyonacea; Xeniidae. The coding region runs from base 450 to 1115 and encodes 221 amino acids.